Molecule: messenger RNA, 9397 nt
Organism: Phoenix dactylifera (date palm)
Lineage: Eukaryota; Viridiplantae; Streptophyta; Magnoliopsida; Arecales; Arecaceae
Biological process (GO): translation
Cellular component (GO): ribosome
Molecular function (GO): structural constituent of ribosome
Source: RefSeq, a predicted model, not a curated record
UCGGAUCGGCUCUCAAUUCAAAAAUAUUUUAAUCCUGAAAAAUAAGAUAAAAUCCCUCUCAUUCUCUCUCAAAGGGGAAGCAACCGACGCCGCGACGCGACCCGCCGAAUUGCGUGUCACGAAGACGAGAGGAGAAGAAAGAAGAAAUAUGGAAGAUUAAAAACAAAGGGAAAAAAAAAGAAAUCUUAAUUUGUUCCGCUCUCCCCCGCUUCUCUCAAUCUUUCGAUUUGUAUUUGAGUCCAGUUCUUCGAUCGAUCUAGUGUUUUGCCUAUCCGCCUUUGAGGAAUUCUUCUCGUAUUAUUGUUGCCGCCGCGUUGCUGGAGAAGAAGUGGGCGAUUGAUGCCGCUGGAGCUCCGUUGAUCUCCCGAUCGCAGUCUGGAUCCGGGCCAUCGCCGAUCCGAUGGACAGGAACAAGAACCGGACCGAUCUCCUCGCCGCCGGCCGCAAAAAGCUCCAGCAAUUUCGGCAAAAGAAGGACCACAAGGGCGUGGGUAGCCAUGUGAAAUCCUCGAACAAGGUGAGCGAGCCUGGGAAGGAUGCCGAUACCGAUGAUCCGGCAAAGGUUCCUGAGCCCGACUUGGAGCAUACUAAAGUUGUUGUUGCGCAUGAACCAGUGGAGGUGUCGGAGCCGUUGCCGACUUCAGGCGUUGAAGCUGAUGAGGAGCCGGUAAAGGUGCCCGAGCCUGAUUCCUCUUCGGCCAUCGUUGCUGAUGAGCCAACGAUGGUGCCUGAGCCGGCGCCUACUCCAGCCGCGGCGAAGGUGCCUGAGCCCGAGCCUGAGCCUAGGCCUACUUCGGCUGUCGAUGCUGUGGUGAGGACUGCUGAUCCAUUGGAGCCUUCAGUUGCGGUCCAAGAGGUGGGUUUGCCACCUGUGCCCUUUCUUGGAGAGAGCGAUGCUGGACUUCAGGAAGAUCAGAGAGAUUCUGAAGAGGUUCCAGUUGACCUCCCCAUUGAUGAUGGAGGUUCAAGAUCUUCUAUUAUGGUACAUGAUCAGAAAGCUAGAAAUUCGGGUUUGGAGAAAUGUGAUGGCGAGAACUCAGGCAUUGGGAUGUUGAUGGUGGAGAUCGGAAGCGACCAGGCUGGGGAAAGUGCUGUUGCUUUGGCUCUGGACACCGACAGGCUGGAGGAGGUUUCUGCUGCAACAGAACCCAGUUUGGGAGUUGAAGUGGUUCAAAAGAAUGACAGUUUGUCCGCUCCAACUAAAGAAAGAAUCGAGGGAGAAGAUGGUCUGACGACAUCUAGUGAGAGCUUGGAAAUGAGAUUCUUGGGGAUAGAGAAUGGAAAGGAGGAUCAUGAUACAGAGAAAGGUGGGGUGAAGGAAGAAAUCGUUGCCCUUGAAAGUCCACUACUUGGGAGGCCUCAAGAUGCAAAUGGGGUUUCCAUUCCUGCUGAAACAAUUCAAGAUAUGGGAACACAAAUUUCUGAUGACCAUAUGAAGAUUUCUUGCGCAGAAGAAAAUUUUGAAAUGCUAUCACAAGUUACUUCCACCAGGAGUAGGUCACUUCAAGAAUAUGUGGAUUUGCUGUAUCCAUCGUAUGUUGCUUCAGAUACUAGAAGGGAAGAAAGUUCAGUAUUAGCUGAUGCCAGAGGAAAAGGAAGUACUGAUGAGGAAAGAGGCACAAGUCGACCUUAUAUCGGAGAGGUUGUUGGUGCUGAGAGUGAAUCAGUAGAGACACUUGCAGAAGGAGGGGCCGUUGCACCUGCGGGAAAGGUCGAGGUUGAGGGAUUUAAAGAAGAUGAUCUUCUUUUCCUACCUAUGUUGACAGAUCCAGUUUCUUCAAUGAGGAUGUGGUAUAUGCUAAAAAGAGUUCUACAGGAUGGUAGCUUUGCUGAUGAAUUGGAUAGUAUUAGAAGACAUCUUUACUCAACAACUGUUGCAAGGGAUUUUCUCCAGAUGCAAUUGGAUGAACAGACUGAGUUGACUGCAGAGUUUUACCAGCAGUCUUCUGAUGAAGUGUCCAAACUCUUGGGGUUAGUUAAAGAAGCUCAGGAAAGCAAGACAAUGGCUAGCGAGGAGCUAGCUCGGUGUCGGUCUGAGCUCCAGACUAUCACUGUUGCAAAGGAGGAACUUGAGAUCAAGUUUACUUCCACAAGAGAGGAACUCGGGUGUCUUGAUACCAGGGCCUCUGAGUUGCAGAACAAACUGGAACAAGCACAAAAAGAGUUAGCACUUGUUUCAGCGGAGUUAGGUAACUGCAGGGGUUUAGUGGAAGCUUUACAAAAGGAAAAUAUGAACUUAAAUACAAGCAUCAGUUCAGAAACAGAUGCAAGGAAAAACCUCCAGGAGGAGAAAGAGCUCUUGUUUAGUGAGAAUAUGAGACUUGCUUCGGAGUUGUCAGAACAAAAAGAGAUGUUCCUUGUUGAACUUGAUAAGCAAAAGCAACUUGAGUGCAACGCCAGGGAAACAGGGGCAUGCUUUGACCUACUUACUGAGGAAAACCUUUAUCUGUCCUGCAGUUUGGAUAUAUACAAAGCUAAGAUAAAGGAGCUUGAUGAUGUGCAUAUUGAGUUGCCCUUUCAAGCCCAACAAGCUGGAGAUCAAGAAAACAAUUCUCAUGUGGAAUGCAUAGCUACUGCUAAUGCAGUUGAAGAUUCAUGGAGCAGUGUGAGGAAUUCAGUAGGGCUUCAGAAGGUUGAUGAGAAAGACUCCGGCAGUUCUGUUGUACUGGGAAUUCUGAUGGGGCAAUUGGAAGAGGCCAAAAGUAUCUUACAGAAUCUUGAAAAUUCGAUUCAAGGGAUGCAUUCCCAUUCUGUUUCCUUAAGUAGGUCAGGUGGCAGAGCCCCGGCACCUGGUGUAUCGAAACUUAUUCAAGCCUUUGAGUCGAAAGUGCAUCAUGCUGACAAUGCAUCGGAUGAGGUGCCUUUGACUGAGGCAGGGCAAUCAGAUGAUUUAUAUACAUUAACAAGAGAACAGAUGGGCCUCCUUAGAGAUUCAUUAAGGCAGAUGGAAUUGGAUGUCAGAAAGGCUGAAGUACAUGUAAUGGGAGAACACAGGGAAAUAUCUCAAAAGUAUGAGAUGGAGUGUGAAGCCCAAAGGCACCAAAGUAGCAUUCUUCAGACAAGGAUUGAUGGGCUUGUUAAAAAGCUUUCCAAAUAUAUAUGCAGAAUAGAUGAUCUACAGAACCAGUUAAAUAAAAUUCAGCAAGGUGCUAGUGAUGAGGAAGAGAGGCUUUUAAAUGAAGUACAGUUGUUGCAGAAGGAAGUGAAUGCCAGGGUGUCUGCCAUGCAGCAUGAAAGGGACUCUAUUAGAGGUGUUUUUGAAGCACUUGAAAAGCUUUUCCCAACUGCCGGACUGCUAACCUCCGAUCUUGCAAGCAAUAAGAAAGAGAGGCUCUUAAGCGAGAUACAGUUGUUGCAGAAGGAUGCAACCGACAGGUAUUCUAUUAAAGGCAUGAUUUUUGAGGCACUUGAAAAACUUAACUCAUCAACUGGACUGAUUUUCCCGGAUAACUCAGACAUUGGCUCCUAUGUCGUGGCUUCAGUUUGUGCCGCCAUAAAACUAAUCGAGAGCCUGCAUGAGAGACUAAAUGCUGCUCAUCUAAACCAUGAGACACUUCAUACUUCCUACGUGGAAUUAGAUAAACAGUAUAACAAUGUUCGAGGAAUAAAUGAGUUGGCAAUUGGGCUGAUGCUUAAAAUGUACAAAGGCCUACAGAAGUUGUGUACACAUGUUGGUGAACAUGAGAUGGAUGUUAAUGCUGAGGAAGUGCUAGAACUUCUACCUAAAAGACACAAAGUGCUUAUUGAGUAUUUGCAACAGUUGCUGGAUGAGCGGGUUCUCUUCAUAUCUGAAAAUAAGGAGCUAGAAUCAGGGUUAUUGAGCAAAAAUGAAGAAAUUGAGGAGCUGAGCAAGAGGUGUAGUGCAUUGGAUAAGAAGCUGGAUGACCUGUGUUAUGCCAAAGAUGGGCUUGAAACAAUUUUGAUGAGUAAAAAUGAAGUUUAUGAUGAAGUGAACAGAAGAUGUCUUGCUAUAGCCAAGAAGUUGGAUGGCCAUGAACUGAAUAAGGAUCCAAAUACAUUCCUUGGGCUGGCUGAACUUAACAAAGUUACUGGGAAGCCCGACAACAUGGAGAAUGACUUGAGCAAGUCUUUGUUACCGCGACUAGAGGCAUUGGUUGCUUUCCAUCUUCGGAAAUAUGAAGAGGCAAUUGAGCAGAUUAACUUGUCAAAGGAAUACUUGCAGGAAGUUAACAUUGUACCGGUUGUUUCAUCUGACAACUGGUCCUUGCCUUUGGUUACAUUGCUUAAGCAAGAGUUCAUACCUAAGUUGUGGGAAUUACAGGAAAAACUGGACUCCUUGAGUGCCUUAAAUCUUCAACAGGAAACAGAAAAUCAAAUCCUCAAGGAGGGUCUACAUAUGAUGGAAGGAGCUCUCGAAGCAUCUCGUUCUGAGUUGUAUUUGAAAGUUUCUGAACUCGAGCAGUCAGAGCAGAGACUUUCCUCCAUCAGGGAGAAGCUCAGUAUUGCUGUUGCAAAAGGCAAAGGUUUACUUGUGCAGCGAGAAGGUCUUAAGCGGUCUCUGAUGGAGAAGUCAAGUGAGCUUGAAAAGUGCUCGCAGGAAUUACAAUCAAAAGAAGAAUUGCUCAAGGAAGUCGAGGCGAAGCUGAAGUCUUAUUCAGAGGCAGAUCGUAUUGAAGCUCUAGAAUCUGAACUCUCAUACAUCCGCCAUUCUGCUACUGCAUUGAGAGACUCCUUUCUCAUUAAAGACUCUGUUCUUCAGAGGAUUGAAGAAGUUCUGGAAGAUUUGGAUUUGCCAGAGCAUUUCCAUUCUAAAGAUAUAGUAGAGAAAAUCGAACUGCUGUCCAGAAUGGUUGCUGGAAAUCUUCCUUUUCCUAUAACUGAAUGGGAUCAAAGGAGUUUUGUUGGGGGCUCACAUUCUGAUGCAGAUGCCUGGAAAGAUGAUGCACAGGCAAGUUCAAAUCCUGGAUUGGAUGAGUUAAAAAAUAAAUAUGAGGAGCUUCAGAGAAAGUUUUAUGAUUUGGCUGAGCACAACGAUAUGCUGGAACAAUCCCUAAUGGAGAGGAAUAGCCUUGUGCAGAAAUGGGAAGAAGUUCUGGACAGAAUUGAUAUGCCUCUGCAGUUCAGGACAUUGGAGCCAGAAGAUAGGAUCGAAUGGUUAGGGAAUGCACUUUCUGAGGUCCAACAGGAAAGAGAUGCAUUGCAACUGAAGAUUGAGAACCUUGAAGACUCUUCUGAUAUGCUUAUAGUUGACUUGGAAGAGUCGCACAAAAAAAUAUCUGAACUCAAUGCAGAGAUUGUAGCUAUUAAAUCUGAUAAAGAUUUCUUUUCAGAGAGCCUGGAAAAGCUCAGGUUUGAAUAUCUUGGACUCUCGGAGAAAGCUGUUCAUGAUGAAAUUGACAGAGAGAAUUUGCGAAAAGAUCUAGCUGACUUGCAGGAGAAAUUGACUGGGAAAGUUGAGAAUAGGGAUUGGCAUGAUAUUGAAAUGGGGGUAAGGAAACUAUUUGAUUUGGUUAGCGAUGCAUUGCCAGAUAGUGAUAGGUCUGAGGCUCUCGCUGCUGGUACUGUUACUGAACGUUUGGAAGGAUUGUUGAGGAGGCUUAUAGAUAAAUAUACAAACCUAGCUUCAAAGAAAUCUGUUCAUAAAGUUAGUGAGAAGGAAUAUGUUUUAGAGGAAGGGAAUUUGUCUUCUGAUAAAAACACAUCAACAAAUGUUCCGGAUGACAAGGAGCAGGAAUUGGUGAAUCUGAGGUUAAAGCUUGAAGAGGCUUGCCGUAAUCUAGUUUCAGUUAAGGAGGAGAGGGAUGAAGCCAUGGAAAAGUGCCAUUCUUUGAUGUUGGAGGUUGAGGAAAUAAGUAAACAGCAGAACUCAUUACAGGAGGAGAAGACUGUUGACAUGGAGAAGUAUCAAUCUGUGUUGCUGGAAUUAGAGGCGAUAAGUAAACAGAGGGAUGCUUUACAAGAACAACUAGCUCAGGAUGAGCAAAAGUCUGCCUCUGUGAGAGAGAAGCUAAAUGUUGCUGUUAGAAAAGGGAAGGCAUUGGUACAACAAAGGGAUAGCCUGAAACAGACUAUUGAAGAGAUGACUGUUUUGAUGGAUCACUUGAAGACUGAGCAUAACCAGCAGGUAGAAGCCCUGGAAUCUGAGAAAUCAUUAUUAAUGAAACAAUUGGCAGAGACGGAGCAGAGUUUGCACGAUAGUAGCCAGACCGUUAGUAAAUUUUUAACUGCUUUGCAUGGCAUUGAUGUUGGUUUUGAAAUCAAUGUAACCGAUCCUGUGCAGAGGAUUGAAGAAAUCGGGAGACUCGGUCAUGAUUUGCACUCAGCAGUAGUUUCUUCAGAGAAUGAAGCAAAGAAAUCUAAACGAGCAGCUGAGCUUCUUCUAGCUGAGUUGAAUGAAGUUCAGGAGAGAGCUGACAUGCUCCAGGAGGAACUGGCAAAUGCAAAAGCGACAGUCAGAGAGUGUUUUAGACAGAAAGACAUUGCAGAGGCUGCAAGAAUUGAUGCUCUUAAUCGCCUAGAACAAUUUAUUUUGGUUAACUCCGGGGAAAGAAAGAAACUAGUAGACAAUUUGCUGGAGUUAAAGUCGGGCGUUGUCCAACUAAGGAAUGUCUGCUUUGAAUUUUCAAGUCUCCUUGCUAAUGUUUUUACCAGAGAUUUGAACCUCUUCUGCAAUUUGGAGAGCUUUAUGGAAUCUUUUGAGAAACAGAUGAACUGUGCAAAUUUUGUUGACCUACCUGCUCUUUCAUCGAGCUGCCUGCUGUCAAGUAAUCCAGUUAAUGAGGAGGAGUCUUAUGCCACUGAUGCUCUUUCAGAUCUUAAGAUGGAAGAACAAUUUGGUGACAGUUCAAUAGCUGAACAUCUUGCUAUCACUGGUCAUAGUGUGUUUGAAUGUUUAAGGCAAUGCGAUGAUUUGAAAAGACAUAUUCACAAACACUCGUUGUCAGUUGACCAACAAGCCACGCACCUGCAGCAAAUCAAAGAAACUGUACAAAGAAAACUAGCUGCUCAGAUGGAAUGUUCAGAAUCUCUGAAGAGAGAUGUAACUGGACUUGAGCUGAUGAUUAAGGAAAAGGAGAAUCAGAUUUGCUCAAUGUCUAGAAAUCUGUCCCUGCUUUAUGAAGCAUGUAGCAGUUCCAUUUCUGAGAUUGGGAAUAGAAAAGCCCAAAUAGUUGAAAAUAGCCUACCUUCUGAGGAGCAGGCCUUAGAAAAAACUGGUACAGUCUUGAAAUUGCCAAGUUACAUCAGUAAGCAAGAGCAUGCUGAUGGAUAUACAUAUUUUUUUACAGAUGAGUGCAUCAGAUCAAUGGCUGAUAAGUUACUAUCAAUUGUCAAGGGAACAAGCAUUAUAAAUGAGAUGACAGAAGGCAACCAAAGGGAGCUGAAAGCCACCAUACUAGAUUUGCAGAGAGAACUACAGGAAAAGGAUAUCCAAAUGAACAGAAUCUGUGAAGAGCUUGUAUCUCAAAUAAGGGAUGCUGAAGCUGCUAAAAAGAGAUCCUCAUCAGAUCUUGAUUCUGCGGAAACAAAAAUUCAUAAUUUAGAGAAGCAGGUUGAAAUGAUGGAGGAGGAUAAGAAAUUAUUAGAGCUAAGAGUACAUGAGCUAGAUGAUUUGGAGGCUUCGUCAAAUGAGCUACAUGGGAAAAUUAAAUCUCUAACCGAUGCAUCAACUUCUAAAGAUCAAGAAAUUGAAGCCCUCAUGCAAGCGCUUGAUGAAGAAGAGACACAGAUGGAGGACCUGGAAAGCAGGAACAAGGAACUGGAGAAUAUAGUUCAAGAAAAGAACCUAGCAUUGGAGAGUCUUGAAGCUUCUCAGGCGAAGGCUGUGGCAAAGCUUUCAACAACUGUCAGCAAGUUUGAUGAGUUGCACAGCCUGUCAGAGAGCCUUCUUGAAGAGGUGGAAAAUCUUCAGUUCCAAUUGCAAGGGCAGGAUUCAGAAAUCUCAUUCUUGCGUCAGGAGGUAACUAGGUGCACCAAUGACCUUCUGGCCUCACAGGAGACUUACAAGAAGUACUCAUCUGAAAUAUGUGAGUUGUUAAAAUGGUUUGAUAUGAUAUUAUCACGUUUUGGGUUACAGCACGUGGCUGUUGAUGAUCAGGAGUUCAGUCAAAUCCGUAUUUACACUGAUGUCCUGGAAAAGAAAAUUUUAUCUGUUAUGGCUGAAUUAGAUGAUCUACGGGUAACAGUUAAAAGCAAAGAUGCUUUGUUACAAAUUGAAAGGGCUAGAGUGGAAGAGUUAUCAUGUAAAUCUGAAGUUCUUGAGAAUUCUUUGCGUGAGAAGGAAACACAGAUAGAGGUUUUUCAAGAAGGUACCCAUACUGGUCAGCUUCCUAUCAUGAACUCCCCACAGUCUCGGGAGAUAGAACGAAUGAAAAACAAAGUAAGCUCAGGUGCAGUUGUUACGCAUGUCCGCAGUGGGCGCAAGGUCAAUAAUGAUCAAAUAGCCAUAGCUAUAGAUACAGAGAAUGAUGAUAAUGUAUUAGCUGAUGAGGACGAUGAUAAAGCACAUGGCUUCAAGUCACUUACUAUGUCUCGCUUUGUUCCAAGAGCUACUCGACCUCUAGCAGACAGGAUUGAUGGGAUAUGGGUGUCAGGGGAAAGACUGCUUAUGAGACAACCUACCUUACGGCUUGGCUUUUUGAUAUAUUGGGUUGCAUUGCAUGCAUUACUGGCUAGUUUCAUCUGAGAGCAACAUCCUUGGUCUUGGCCUGUACACCACCCUCCAGGUUUGGUCUGGCUCUUCUGCGAACCUCAGAUGGUAGUCAAAAGCAGGUAAAGAAGGGAAAGUUGGCGCUUGAAGUUACAAAGGGCUUCACUGUCUCGCUUGCUCCAGAUGGUUGGUGGAGAAUAAAGAAGCUGACAACUACAUCUGCUCUCCAUCACCCAAUUGUCUCUCUGUCAACCGCUAAAACUGGGCAGUGCUUUUGAGAAUGCAUCUGAAGGGUCCAAGGAGGUUUCCUCGUUCCCUCCUGAUUAUCUGCCAAUUAAUUAGUCUAUACAAGGAUGCCUUCUUUGAAAGCGAAGUUUGAGCAACCUGCUAUUGCUUGGUUGCAAAGGUUAGGCAAUCGAAAUGAUUGCGAGCUGUCAAAUCAGUAAGCUACUUUCUAUCUGAUCCACCAGGUACAUUUUUAAUCUCGCAGCCUGUCUACAUUGGCCUACAUAGUUAGCCCAUGGUGGCUUUCAAAGUUCAAAGGUGCGUAAAUAAAUUCUUACUGAACCAUGAUCAUUAUAUAAUUGAUCAAAAAUGCUUUAGCAACUCAAAAAUGUAACAAAAAAAAUCACUCAGCCGUCGUGCUGUAUUCUCGUUGCCCCUUUCGAAGUUGCAUUGUGAUUUGUACCACAUUGUGAAGCAACGGGUAUGCUGGAAGCCGGUUCAGUGACUCUCUUGGAUGACUUUUUUCUUGAGCAUUGACUGAGCUCAUAAUUCAUGUUUUAUUCA